AAAUCAUUUGGCCACUCAGAUUACGGGUCAUCCCAGAGGCCAAUAGACGCAAGGAUUUAUUGAUCUUCCCGAUGCCUCGUAACAACAAUCCCUCCGACGAAGAAAAUGUCAAUCCUACCGCGAAAGCAGCAGCAACAACAGCUUCUGUGCCGUCCAGGAAAUCAUGGCUCCCGGCAGGCUUCGGAGGAAGCGGCAAGCAUGGCGCAACCAUCGACAUUCCCCUCGGGGAUCCUAAGAAGAAGGAGAGAGAGCUGCUGUCAUGGGAGCAGGAACUGAAACGGCGGGAACAGGAUAUUAAACGGAGGGAGGAUGCAAUGAACAGAGCUGGUGUCACUUUGGAAGUGAGAAAUUGGCCGCAGUUCUAUCCCAUCAUACAUCACGAUAUAGCCAGUGAAAUACCAAUCCAUGCUCAAAAGUUGCAAUACACGGCGUUUGCUAGCUGGCUAGGACUGAUUGCCUGUCUCGUUUGGAAUCUGUUUGCUGUGUUAGUGGAAUCAAUUCAUACUGAAGAUAUCGUUAUUUUCCUCCUCGCUGUAAUCUAUGCAAUAUUCGGGUGUCCUCUUUCAUACAUGCUUUGGUACAGACCUCUGUACCGUGCAAUGAGAACUGACAGUGUGGUAACCUUCGGCCAGUUCUUCAUCUUCUACUCGGUGCAUGUUGGAUUUUGUGUAGUUGCUGCAAUUGCUCCUCCAAUAAUAUUUAAGGGGAAAACUCUCACGGGUAUUCUUGUUGCAAUCGAAGUUUUAGAUGGAGAUAUAUUCGCUGGUGUUCUUUAUCUUUUGGGUUUUGCGCUGUUUACCUUGGAAUCUUUUAUAAGCAUCUGGGUGCUUGAGAGAGUGUACAUGUAUUUCAGAGGGCAUAGGUGAAUACUGGCUAUGAGAUAAUGCGGUCAUUCAGAGAAGUAGUUUAUGUGAGAGCAAUAUCAGGCUGACAUGGUGUAAAGCAAAAAGUUCAAGAUUGGAAAACAAUGAAUUCUCUGUGCCUAGUUAUUGUUGUGUUCAGAUUUAUUGCUACGGGUAGUCAAUUAUAUCUGCAUGAUAGUGUUAGUACCCCUCAAAAAUCAGUUGCAGAGUUUUAGAAAGAAAAUGCUAUGAUGUUAGUCGUUUGGUCAGGCUAGCAUGUGUGUUGCACCAUAUGACAUCUCCAAGUCAAUAGUUGUAUCUGGGUUUAUGUUUCCAAUCUAUUCUGAUUUAUCAGUAAUACUAUGUAUGAAUGUUAUUAUAGUCAUUGUACUAAUUAAGUGUUCAGUCGGGUGCUCUCAUGUAGUACUACAUAUACCCAAUUUGGGGUUGUUCAAUGGUACUGGCUACUCAUCCAUUCCUCC
Messenger RNA from Zea mays, 1324 nucleotides. Its product is annotated as secretory carrier-associated membrane protein 6. The record is from RefSeq and is a predicted model, not a curated record. Gene Ontology annotation, biological process: protein transport. The transcript is spliced from 12 exons. NCBI's taxonomy places the organism in Eukaryota, Viridiplantae, Streptophyta, Magnoliopsida, Poales, Poaceae. Gene Ontology annotation, cellular component: recycling endosome membrane; trans-Golgi network membrane. The coding region runs from base 72 to 866 and encodes 264 amino acids.